AUUCCGCAUAUGCAUUUUGAUAAAGAACUGCUUGCGGCUUCUGGCGUGGGGUGGCGAGAACAUUUACUCGGGCUUAAUUUGCGUUAGUGCGCUGGAGGCUAGACACAGUCCCAUUGACUAUCAAGAGGCCGGAGACGAAACGGAUUCUUCCCGUUCCUCAGAGCAUUGUUCAUUCAGACUGUAGUCCUAGAAGAAUAUGUGUUUUCUACUCCCGAAUCGCUGUCGAAUCCCAAAGGAGCACUCUACCCCAGCGAUUGUCCAAAAUUUCUUGACUGAAACUGUCGCUUGCGUCGUGUUUCGUCUGGGUACGUCGUGAGCAUUGAUCCUCAGUUCGUCCGCCCCACACGUGGCCUACGGUCGAAAUUUAUUCGCUUGAUGAAGAACCGAGAUGUUUCCUCUCUAUCCUUCUUGCAAAACGCUGUCCGAGUCACUUCUGUGACUGCAUGCUUCUCUGAUUGGCUCGUCAAAGAGCUCGAUACUGUAGUCGCCCAAUCAGUCCGUGGUUCUCGCUGGCGCGUACCGUUUUCGUGGUCACAUUUUUUCAUGGAGAAAAGGGAUCCGUUUUGUCCUCCGUAAUUUGAAUCAGUCUCUAACAUCCUAUACUUUUGGAAGAGGUGUCGCCCCGGCCGGUUCCCACUCAACGAGAGCACUGCCCAACUGGAAAGUCCCGUUUCCUGGGCAAGCUCGCGGGUGUUUCUGUCCAGUACCGUUUUCGGUGUACAUACACCCAUCUCUACACAGCAAAACCCCGGCCAGUGAAAUAGCGUCCGGCAAUAUCCGUGAUUCUCGCGUUUCUUUUUACUGUUUAGCCUCCGAGCAUUGUUCGCCUCACUUCUGCUGUUUCUGUUCCUUUUUCGGAAAGCUUCGGUUUUUUCCCGUGUGUCUCAAGCGGCUUGUCCCCGCCGUCCGUUCAGACUUACCAGUUGCCGUGUUUGUCCGUCCAAGCGUCGUCCCUCGGAAUGGAAGGAGCGACGCGAGAUCCGGCCGUGAACGAGGCCGCCGUACAUUGCGAAGAAGCUCCGGCUGUUUCGGCCAGUCCGAAAGCCAGCGACAGAGACGCGUUUCCCGAGUGUGCAGACAGUUCUUCGAGUUCGCCUAACGUCCCUGACACGCAGCCAGACGCAAAGAAUUUGGCCGCGCCGUUUAAGGCGGAAACCUCGCCGUCGUCUGCUCCGACACUUUGCCACUUUGCCCGAACGUUGGUUGUGGACACCGGUGCGUUUUUGCGGCUGAAACGGCUGGAUGCUUUUGGCAGGAAAUUCGUCGUUCCCCCAAGCGUCCUCACAGAAAUCCGCGACGCACGAGCACGUGCCCACCUCUCCGGCGUCACACUGUUGCAUCCCGACGCAGAGCUCCCGACUGUCAUGACAGCUGGCGAGGCAGACAAGCGUUGGGCACGGAAAUUCGCCGCCAUGACGGGUGACCUGGGAAGUCUCAGCGACACAGAUCUCGACGUGAUUGCCCUGACAUACAUGCUCCAGAGACAAACGGGGAGGAUUGAGAAACUGCGCACGAAACCGCUGGACGCCGUCGUCGUGAAAGAAGAAAAACGCACCAACUGGCAAGACCUAGACUGGGGCAACGACGACGGAUGGAUCGGAGGCGAGACUGACGAGGCAGACGAAGAAGAGGAAGAGGCAGACGAGGAAGAGGAAGAGGCAGACGAGGAAGAGGAAGAGACAGACGAGGAAGAGGAAGAGACAGACGAGGAAGAGGCAGAGGCAGACGAGGAAGAGGAAGAGCAGAAAGAAAAGGAGAAGCGUGAAUGCCUGCUGCCCCGUGAAGAGGAAGGCGCACCUGCUUCGACAGACGCCGAGGAAAGUCCUUCAUCGCCGUCUCGGAGGAGCGAGGCUUCCGGCUCCGCAUCUGAGCAGAGUCCGUCGCGGCCGAGAGCGGGCGACAUUCACAUGAGUCAGGAAAUCGUGGAAGUGGCAGCAGACGAAGACGACGGCGAAGGGACGUGGAUCACUCCGGAGAAUUUCCAGCGCGUGAAGCGCGGGAUGGAAGGCAUUCGCUCGAGCGCGAAGGAAGAAGCUCUCGUCGCAUGCAUGACAACCGAUUACUCCAUCCAAAACGUCCUUCUGCACAUGGGCCUGGAAGUCGUCACGAUAGACGGUUUCGCUGUACGCUCCGUCAAAACGUGGGCGCUCAUUUGCCGGGCUUGCCACUUUGUGAGCCGAGAAGUGACGCGACUCUUCUGUCCUAAAUGCGGCCAGCAUGCAGUUGACAGAGUCCCCGUCACGCUGGGAGAAGACGGUUUCGUCGUCCACGACAACAGAAAGAAAAAGUCUACUCGUGGAAAUAUUCACUCGCUGCCGAAGCCGAGGGGCGGGCGCCAUGAGAAACAGUUGAUUCUCGCCGAAGACCAACUGAUGAUGGGAGGACGCGACCGUCUUCUGCGGCACCAGCAGCGUCUGUGGGAAGCAGAGAAGGCUGCCCAUAAUCCUUUCAGUGAGGACUUUGCCUUUGACGCAGCAUCGGCGUGGCACAUGAGGAGUCGAACGCGAACAGGGAAGUUGGCUGCGGGAACCCAUGCACCUCGCGUGGUUGUCGGACUCGGUCCCGGCAAUCCGAAUAGCAACCGAUGGGUGAAGAGACAUGGUCACUCAAAGAAAAAAUAAAGAUAAAUUCAAUGCGAAGGCACGUGUUCAGAAGAUGUCGGAAGCAGAGUCUGUCUCCAUAUGGGUGUAUUUCUCCGCGUUCUCGACGAAACUGAUUGCGGAAGCUGCGACAAAGGAGGGGAGACCUUCCCAUACCUUUGGAUCACCACGUGCUUGACGACUACGCAGGACGAGUCUCGUUUCUUCAUUCCCCUUUCGACAGUGGCAGUGUGGAUAGUUUUCUUCACUUUUUAGUUUCACAGGCGCGGCAACGGAACCCUUUCUCUGCCUACAACUGUGGCGCUGUGCAGCCAGGCGGGAACGUGACCAACAGGAAAAAACAACCAAAGAGUCGACAGUUGAUUCUUCAUCUUUUCUGUCAGAAGAACCGCACGCAGAUGUGGACGAGUCCUCUUAACAGGGUGUUGUUCUACUAGCAUGUUUACGAAGCAAAGAGCUCGUACUUUGUUGCUUUGCAGCGCACUUCUUGCUUCAGUGGCAACCGACCACGCUUGCCAGUGC
Messenger RNA from Toxoplasma gondii ME49, 3122 nucleotides. Its product is annotated as Nin one binding (NOB1) Zn-ribbon family protein. Gene Ontology annotation, cellular component: preribosome, small subunit precursor. Gene Ontology annotation, biological process: ribosomal small subunit biogenesis; maturation of SSU-rRNA. NCBI's taxonomy places the organism in Eukaryota, Apicomplexa, Conoidasida, Eucoccidiorida, Sarcocystidae. The record is from RefSeq and is a predicted model, not a curated record. Gene Ontology annotation, molecular function: RNA endonuclease activity. Bases 960 to 2621 code for a protein of 553 amino acids. The transcript has 4 exons.